Phaedon cochleariae (mustard beetle) is the source of this 1265-nucleotide messenger RNA. The record is from the annotation of a GenBank genome assembly. Lineage: Eukaryota; Metazoa; Arthropoda; Insecta; Coleoptera; Chrysomelidae.
AUCGAAUCAUAACCUAUAAUAUUCUCUUUUAAAUGUUUAUUUUUUUGUGAGAGUUUGUGAGUUUCCUCAAAAUUUGUGUCUUUGAAUCACACCUGUAUUAAAGAAGUUGAAAUAUGUUCAACCAAAGCUCCCUUGGGACCUUCGGUUCCACGACAACCCCGAAUUCGGCUAAUCCGAUGAAGGAUUUCGAAGUUAUGCAGUCUCCUGAGGAUUCAAUAAGUUCGUUGGCAUUUUCACCUUCAACAAUUCCACAAAAUUUCCUCAUAGCUGGAAGUUGGGACAACAAUGUAAGAUGUUGGGAAAUUGAACAGAACGGCACUAGCAUCCCCAAGUCAAUGCAGUCUUGUGGAGGACCUGUCAUGGAUGUUGCUUGGAGUGAUGAUGGAACCAAGGUGUUUAUGGCUGGUUGUGAUAAACAAGCAAAAAUGUGGGAUUUGGCCAGCAAUCAAGUGGUCCAGGUGGCAGUGCAUGAUGCUCCUAUAAAAACUUGCCACUGGAUCAAAGCUCCCAACUAUUCAUGCCUUAUGACUGGCUCCUGGGAUAAAACCCUCAAAUUUUGGGAUACACGCAGUCCCAACCCCAUGAUGAGCAUUUCAUUGCCAGAACGCUGUUAUUGUGCUGAUGUGGACUACCCAAUGGCUGUUGUUGGGACUGCUGGUAGACAAAUCAUUGUUUAUCAGUUAGAAGGGAAGCCACAGGAGUUCAAAAAGUUGGAUAGCCCUCUUAAAUAUCAGCAUAGAUGUGUUGCCAUAUUCAAGGAUAAGAAGAAAGCCCCAGUAGGUUAUGCCUUAGGUUCAGUAGAAGGCAGAGUGGCAAUCCAAUAUGUCAACCCAACAAAUCCCAAAGACAACUUCACUUUCAAAUGUCAUCGUUCUAAUGGUGCUCCGAAUGGCUACCAAGACAUUUAUGCAGUGAAUGACAUUGCUUUCCACCCUGUCCAUGGUACUUUGGCUACUGUUGGAUCAGAUGGUUCUUUCAGUUUCUGGGAUAAGGAUGCUAGGACAAAAUUGAAACCCUCAGAGCUCAUGGAACAGCCAAUCACCAGAUGCUCUUUCAACCACAAUGGGCAGAUUUUUGCUUAUUCUGUGAGUUAUGAUUGGAGUAAGGGGCAUGAGUUCUAUAACACUCAGAAGAAGAAUUAUAUUUUCUUGAGGCCAUGUUAUGAUGAACUGAAACCAAGGACAUCAUCUUAAACUGUCUGAAUAUACUUUAUUGAUGUGAUUGAAGUUUUUUAUUUUGGAAAUAAAUGUUUAGAAUUGUGGCAU